Molecule: messenger RNA, 1143 nt
Organism: Labrus bergylta (ballan wrasse)
Lineage: Eukaryota; Metazoa; Chordata; Actinopteri; Labriformes; Labridae
Gene: bet1
Product: Bet1 golgi vesicular membrane trafficking protein
Biological process (GO): endoplasmic reticulum to Golgi vesicle-mediated transport; vesicle fusion with Golgi apparatus
Cellular component (GO): SNARE complex
Molecular function (GO): SNAP receptor activity
Source: RefSeq, a predicted model, not a curated record
GUCAGAACAGGAUUGUCCUCCUCGGCCGCCGUAUGAUGUCGUGGCGUUUGCUGACGUUCACAAACUUGCCACAGCUACACGGAAACCGUUAACUAUACAGUCUCUUAUUGAGUCUGACUGUCAUUAUUUCACAUCAUUUACGCCACCGGACUGUAACACCUUCAGCGGAUCAUAAUGAGGCGCGCCGGUUUGGGUGAAGGAGGCUCUGGAAACUAUGUAGCGAGUGGAUACAGUGUGUAUGAAGAGGAGAAUGAACACCUGCAGGAGGGACUGAGGGCUAAAGUCACAGCUUUGAAAAGUUUAUCUAUCGACAUCGGGAAUGAGGUGACAUACCAGAAUACAAUGCUGAAUGACAUGGACUCGGACUUUGACUCGACAGGCGGACUGCUUGGUGCCACCAUCGGCAGAGUGAAGCAGCUGUCCAGAGGCAGUCAGACCAAACUGUUGUGCUACAUGCUGCUCUUCUGCUUUUUUGUCUUCUUUGUCCUGUACUGGUUCAUCAAACUGAGGUGAUAAGAGGAACCUGUUGAACUCCAAAUUGUCCUCUCAAGUCUGAGCCACAGAUGCAUCUCAAACGAGGCCAACAUAAUAAUGAUGAGGGAAGGCAUGGCAGUGUCUCGGCUUUACAGAUGCCCUAGUCUCUCAAAGUUACAUAAAAUAACCCCAAAAUGAAUUGAUUAAAGGACUCACUGUUAUUUGAUUUGAGACCUUUAAAAGUACGUAAUGGUCUGAGGUGACAACUCACUCUGAAGUAGAAUCUGGUUUUGUGCAUAUCUGAAGCACACACAGCCAGAAUAUGUAUGUUCUUGAUCUCAGCCCAAUUUACCUCUAUUGAGAAGAUGAGACACAAAUAUUAACAAGCAGCAACUGUAGAAGAUAGAGCUGUGUUGUAAUCCUCAAAGUCAUGUGGGCACGUUGCAUGAUUAACUCAUAAAACGGUGAGGUGAUCAAUAUAUUCCAUGUUGUGUUCAAAGUAGUGAAAUCAUGGAAAUCUAGUGUACUUGCUAAAUGGGGUAAAUAUAAAUAUACAAUAAUUUGUCACCCAUCCAAAAACGACAGUAUAAGCAGUGUUCUUUAUUGAUGUCGAUGUUUUGUUGUAAAAAAAAGUUUUUUAAUGUAAAUAAACUAAUUCUAUGCUCUAAA